AUGUCUGCUAAGUCGAUCCUCGAGGCCGAUGGCAAGGCCAUCAUCAACUACCACCUCACUCGCGCGCCCAUAAUCAAGCCUAGCCCUCUAAAGGCCACCGGUCAGCACAAUGCUCCUUCGAAGCUGGCCUCUCUCUACUUCCCGGAAGACGAGCAGGUCUCCGCCAUCUUGGACCAAGCUGAGGCUACAUACCCGUGGCUGAAGGCUCCUGGUGCCAAGUUCGUUGCGAAGCCCGAUCAGUUGAUCAAGAGGAGAGGAAAGAGCGGCCUGCUUGCACUCAACAAGACCUGGCCCGAGGCGAGAGCUUGGAUCGAGCAAAGAGCAGGCAAAGAGCAGCAGGUUGAGCACGUGUCUGGCUAUCUCAGACAGUUCCUUGUUGAGCCUUUUGUGCCUCAUCCUCAGGACACCGAAUACUAUAUCAAUAUCAACUCAGUCCGAGAUGGCGAUUGGAUUCUGUUCACCCACGAGGGUGGCGUCGAUGUUGGCGAUGUCGAUGAGAAGGCGGAGAAAGUUCUGAUUCCGGUCGACUUGAAGAAAUUCCCUUCUCACCCCGAGCUGGCCAAGGCUCUGCUCAAGCAUGUCCCCAAGGGCGUACACAAUGUUCUCCUCGACUUCAUCAUCCGCCUUUACUCCGUCUACGUCGAUUGCCAGUUCACCUACCUCGAGAUCAACCCCCUGGUUGUCAUUCCCAAUGCCGAUGCUACCUCCGCAGAGGUCCACUUCCUUGAUCUUGCGGCCAAACUUGACCAGACUGCUGACUUUGAGUGCGGUGUGAAGUGGGCUAUUGCUCGCUCACCUGCUGCUCUUGGUCUGCCUGGCGUAAAGACUGACGGCAAGGUCAGCAUCGACGUUGGCCCUCCCAUCGAUUUCCCUGCACCUUUCGGCCGUGAGAUGAGCAAGGAGGAGAAGUAUAUCUCAGAUAUGGACGCCAAGACGGGAGCUUCUUUGAAGCUGACCGUUCUCAACUCUUCUGGCCGUAUCUGGACUUUGGUCGCCGGUGGCGGUGCUUCCGUCGUCUAUGCCGAUGCCAUUGCCUCUGCUGGUUUCGUCUCCGAGCUCGCCAAUUACGGCGAGUACUCCGGUGCGCCUACAGAAACCCAGACCUACAAUUACGCCCGUACAGUCCUCGAUCUCAUGCUGCGCGCUCCCAUCCACCCCGAAGGCAAGGUUCUCUUCAUUGGCGGUGGUAUCGCUAACUUCACCAAUGUUGCCUCUACUUUCAAGGGCGUCAUCCGCGCCUUGAGAGAAGUUGCGCCUGUUCUCAACGAGCAUAACACCCAGAUCUGGGUCCGUCGUGCUGGUCCCAACUACCAAGAGGGUCUCAAGAACAUCAAGGGCGUUGGCGAGGAGCUCAAGCUCGACAUGCACGUCUUCGGCCCUGAAAUGCACGUUUCCGGCAUUGUGCCAUUGGCCCUGAAUGGAAAGACCACCACAAUCCCCGAGUUCGGUACUGCUUGA
Molecule: messenger RNA, 1458 nt
Organism: Cyphellophora europaea CBS 101466
Lineage: Eukaryota; Fungi; Ascomycota; Eurotiomycetes; Chaetothyriales; Cyphellophoraceae
Exons: 2
Coding region: 1-1458 (485 amino acids)
Source: RefSeq, a predicted model, not a curated record